GUCGCAAAGUGAAGUGUCGUGAAACUCGCCGCCCAGUGAAGAUGGCGGCCGAGCUGCAUCCGCGCAGCGGAAAGCUGAUAGGCCUGUCCAACUCCAACCGAACCGCUCAGCGCAACCAACCCGUUCAGGAAUUUAACCACGGGCUGGUUCUGAGCAGGGAGCCGCUGAAGGACCGGGAUGUCUUCACCGUCCGUAUCGACAAGAAGGUGAACUCGUGGAGCGGCUCCAUCGAGAUCGGCGUGACGGCGCUGGACCCGGCGGCGCUGGACUUCCCCAGCAGCGCCACGGGCCUGAAGGGCGGCUCCUGGAUCGUGUCGGGCUGCUCGGUGCUGCGGGACGGCCGCUCGGUGCUGGAGGAGUACGGCCGGGACCUGGACCAGCUGGCGGAGGGCGACCGCGUGGGCAUCCAGCGCAGCGCGCGCGGCGAGCUGCACCUCUGGGUCAACGGGCAGGACUGCGGCGCCGCCGCCAGCAGCCUGCCGCCCCGCCUCUGGGCCGUGGUGGACCUCUACGGCAAGUGCACCCAGGUGACGGUGGUGGGCUGCCAGCCCCCCGACGUGGAGGUGGAGGAGGAGGAGGUGGAGGACGUGGACGUGGAGGAGGUGGACGAUGAAGAAGAGGAGGAGGAGGAGGAGGAGGAGGACGAAGAGGAGGAGCUGCUUGUGCGCGGCUGCCGGCAGGACGGCGGAUUGACGGCGGCGAACGGGGUGGCGAGCGCGGCGCUGAACGGUGUUGAAGGGCCUGAGUUAGCCUGCAGCAGACCGGACAAGUUCCCCCACAACCUCGACACAGACACGGUCCUCACGGAGCACCAGCUGUUUGACGUGUUCAACAACGCCAUCGUGUCUCUCUACCGCUCGGAGGACGAGGGCGGGGGGGUCGACGGGGGAGGGGGAGGGGGGAGCAACGGGGGCGGAGUCGUGGGAGGGGCGCCCGGGCCAGACUCCGCCUCCUCCAGAAGCGACCGUGGCAGCAGUAUUGGCGGAGGGGGCGGAGCCAGUAGCAUCGAAGGGGGAGGGUCCACGGGCGGCGGGGGAGGAGCCGGCGGGAGCUCCAACAACAGCCCAGCCGGUAGCGGGGGCAGCACUCUGCCCGUGCCGGUGGCGGCGGCGGCGGCAGCGGCGGGCGCCAUGACGACCAACGACGCGCUGCUCUUCCACGAGAAGUGCGGCACGCUCAUCAAGCUGAGCAACAACAACAAGACGGCGGAGCGGCGGCGCCCGCUGGACGAGUUCAACAACGGCGUGGUCAUGACCAACCGCCCGCUGCGGCACAACGAGAUGUUCGAGAUCCGCAUCGACAAGCUGGUGGACAAGUGGUCCGGCUCCAUAGAGAUCGGAGUGACCACCCACAACCCCAACCACUUGAACUACCCCGCCACCAUGACCAACCUGCGCUCAGGUACAAUCAUGAUGAGUGGCUGCGGAAUUCUGACCAAUGGGAAAGGGACUCGCAGGGAAUACUGUGAAUUCAGCCUGGAUGAACUACAGGAGGGAGACCAUAUAGGGCUGAUGCGGAAGGCAAGCGGUGCCCUCCACUUCUAUAUCAACGGCAUCGACCAAGGCGUGGCGGCGGCGCAGACGCCCAGCGUGGUGUACGGCGUGGUCGACCUCUACGGCAUGGCGGUGAAGGUCACCAUCGUGCACAACCACAACCACAGCGACCGGCUGCGGCGCAACAACGCCAUCAUGCGGGCGCUGUCCCCGGACUCGGGCCGGCCGCGCCCCACCCUCUCCCUGACCCCCGACCCCGAGGGCCCGGACCGCCUGCUCUUCCACGCCAACUGCGGGCAGAAGGCGGCCAUCAUCAGCGACGGUCGGACCGCCCUGCGACCUCACGCCACGGACGACUUCAACCACGGCGUGGUGCUGAGCGCCCGGCCCCUGCGCUCCAACGAGGUGUUCCAGGUGCGCAUCGACAAGAUGGUGGACAAGUGGGCGGGCUCCAUCGAGAUCGGUGUGACCACGCACAACCCCGCCUACCUGCAGCUGCCCUCCACCAUGACCAACCUGCGCUUGGGGACGUGGAUGAUGACGGGGAACGGCGUGAUGCACAACGGCACCACCAUCCUGGACGAGUACGGCCACAACCUGGACCGCUUGAAAGCAGGCGACACGGUGGGCGUGGUCCGCAAGGAGGACGGCAGCCUGCACUUCUUCGUGAACGGCGUGGCCCAGGGGCCGGCGGCGUGGAACGUCCCGCCCAGCGUGUACGCCGUGGUGGACCUGUACGGGCAGGCGGCGCAGGCCACCAUCAUGGACGACAUGGCCGACCUCCCCCCCCUCCCCGAGGACAGCCUGGAGGGCCCCACCGCCAUGACCCCCGGGAGCCCGUGCUCGCUGGGGGGGGGCGCCAACCCCGCCAACGACCUGCGCUUCCACCACCUGCACGGCGGCAACGCCGUCAUCACCAACGGCGGACGCACCGCCCUGCGCCAGAACUGCCGCAGCGAGUUCAACGACGCCAUCGUCAUCUCCAACAGAUGCCUCCGGGACGGGGAGCUGUUUGAGAUCAUCAUCCAGAGGAUGGUGGACCGAUGGUCGGGCUCCAUCGAGGCAGGCGUGACGGCCAUCCGGCCAGAAGAGCUGGAGUUCCCCAACACCAUGACGGACAUCGACUACGACACGUGGAUGCUCAGCGGGACGGCCAUCAUGCAGGACGGCAACACCAUGCGCAACAACUACGGCUGCGACCUGGACUCCCUGACCACUGGCUCCCGCAUCGGCAUGAUGCGCUCGGCCGGCGGCGACCUGCACUACUACAUCAACGGCGUGGACCAGGGCGUGGCCUGCACCGGCCUGCCCCCCGGCAAGGAGGUGUUUGCCGUCAUCGACCUGUACGGCCAGUGCGUCCAGGUGUCCAUCACCAGCUCGUCGGGCCCGCUGGACAACAGCCUCUGCACCAGCAACAUCACGGAGAAGAGCUUCCCCGUCCAAUCCCCAGUGGCGGGCGUGGCCCACCGUCUCCACAACAAGCACGGUAAGAACGUGGUGUUGCUAGGCGACAGUUGCCAUGCGGUACGGGUCGGCGGUUACGCCCACGGAAUCGUGUUCAGCGCCAAGGAGCUCCGGACGGACGAGAUGUUUGAGGUGAAGGUGGACGAGGUGGACGAGCAGUGGGGGGGCUCCCUCCACGUGGGCCUGACCACGCUGGCGCCCCCCGAGCUGCCCUCCUGCCCGCUGGCCGGCCUCACCGCCUCGCUGCCCCAGCUGCGCUCGCGCGUCACCUGGCUGCUGGCGGGCGCCGAGGUGCGGCGCAACGGCCUGCUGCAGCGCCAGAACUACGGCUGCUCGCUGCACCGCCUACGGGUGGGUAACCGCGUGGGCGUGAAGCGAUGCAGCGACGACACCAUGCACGUCUUCAUCGACGGGGAGGACAUGGGGCCCGCGGCCACGGCUGUAGCCAAGAACGUGUACGCGGUGCUGGACCUGUACGGCCGCGUGACGGCGGUCUCCAUCGUCAGCUCCUCGCUGACGGAGGACCCCGAGGGGACCAAGGCGCCCUCGCUGACCUCCGAGAGCUACAGCGAGGAGGGGGAGGAGGAGCGCUGCACCCCGCUGCUGGAGGCGGAGAGCGAGACCUGCGCCGGUUCUCCUCCUCCCCUUCCCCCUCCUCCCCCUCCUCUUCCUCCCCUUCUGGCCCCGCCCACCGUCAUGUCCUUCCUGGAGAACCACGGCAAGAACAUCCAGCUGUCCAAUCAGAGCCAGACGGCGGCGCGCGUCGCCAGCUACAACCAGGGCCUGCUGGUCACCUCCCAGCCCCUCAGCCCCCAGCAGCUCUUCCAGUUCCAGAUCGACCGUCUGAACCCCAGCUGGACCUCCUCCCUGUCGCUAGGGGUGAUAGGCCACGCCCCCGACCGCCUCAAUUUCCCCUCGGCGGCGUGCUGCCUGAAGCGCUCCACCUGGCUGCUGCAGAGGGACUCCGUGUUCCACAACUCCCUCAAGAUCUGUGAGAACUACGGGCCCAACCUGGACACGUGUCCGGAGGGCACGGUGCUGGGGCUGCUGGUGGACGCGGCCGGGGGCCUGCACCUCUACGUCAACGGCAUGGACCAGGGCGUGGCCGCCCAGGACAUCCCCUCGCCCUGCUACCCCCUCAUAGACCUCUACGGCCAGUGUCAGCAGGUCACCAUAGUGACCAACAGCGUGCCAUCCGCCAGCGGGGAGGGCAGCGAGGCCCCUUGCCAGGGCGACAUGGAGAAAGCGGACAUGGUGGAUGGUAUCAAAGAGAGCGUUUGUUGGACCCCGCCUCCGGAGGUGAACCCCAACAAGACGUGCGAGUACCAGGCGCUGUGCGCGCGCUUCAAGGAACUCCUGACGCUGCCCGACGGCUACUUCAGCGAGGACACCAAGUCCAACCUGUGCUUCUGUGAGUCGUGCCACAAGCUGCGGGGCGACGAGGCCUACUACAAGAGGGGGGAGCCCCCCCGCGACUACGCCCUGCCCUUCGGCUGGUGCCGCUUCGCCCUCAGGAUCAAGGCCCACUGUGAGGUGUCCAAUGCGUUGAAGAAGUGGCACAUCGCCUACCACGGCACCACCGUGGGCGCCCUGAGACGCACCCUGGACCACAGCCAGCUGCUGCCUGGCACGUCGUCCGUGCUCUCGGUGUCUCCGGUGAAGACGGAGGAACCCCACGGCGGCUACUCGGAGCCCGAGGAGAACUGCCCCCCGGGCAAGGAGCUGCCCAGGGUGCAGCUGUCGCCCACCAUGCGCUACUCCGGACAGGAGACCUUCGCCCCCAAAGUGCAAUUCCGGGACCCCCGCUCCCACCGGUGCCACCAGGCCCAGGUGGGCUUCCAGGUGUGCGUGCGGCCCGGCUCCUACAAGGUGGGGCCCCAGGCGGUGGGGGCCAGCGAGCCCCUGGACCCCCGCUUCAGCAACACGGAGAUCGAGUGGACCUCCAAGGAGCAGGGGGGAACCCUACUGUACGGACUGCUGAUCCGGGUGGAGUGACGCCCCCCCACCACCGGGGG
Molecule: messenger RNA, 4972 nt
Organism: Gadus chalcogrammus (walleye pollock)
Lineage: Eukaryota; Metazoa; Chordata; Actinopteri; Gadiformes; Gadidae
Gene: neurl4
Product: neuralized E3 ubiquitin protein ligase 4
Exons: 29
Coding region: 42-4952 (1636 amino acids)
Molecular function (GO): ubiquitin protein ligase activity
Source: RefSeq, a predicted model, not a curated record